Molecule: messenger RNA, 1459 nt
Organism: Colossoma macropomum (tambaqui)
Lineage: Eukaryota; Metazoa; Chordata; Actinopteri; Characiformes; Serrasalmidae
Product: zinc finger protein 184-like
Exons: 6
Coding region: 16-1329 (437 amino acids)
Biological process (GO): regulation of transcription by RNA polymerase II
Molecular function (GO): DNA-binding transcription factor activity; RNA polymerase II cis-regulatory region sequence-specific DNA binding
Source: RefSeq, a predicted model, not a curated record
CGCCGCGGUGGUUAAAUGGCCGGUGUGGAUUUCCAGGCUCAGAUCGCCUCCAUUAUGGAGGCGCUGUCGAGCGCGGCGGUGGCGCAGAUCUGUAAAGUCAUCGACGCGGUGAUUGAGCUGCAGGUCUCGCGGAGCCGGAGGGAGAACGAGCUGCUGCGUGAGCGGAUCAGAGUGAUGGAGAGAGCUUCACUGCACGCGCGCUCUCCGUGCGCCUCCGCAGCCGGCUUUACCCAGGUAAAGAGACCAACGUCCAGCAGAACUGACCACAGCACUGCAGAUGAACAUGGAGGACUUUCAGAUCAGGCAAUCACCGUCAAGGACGAGCCUACAGACCCUGAAGACGAGCCGGAUGUGCUGAUAGUGAAAGAAGAAAAGCUACAGACAGUCUGCAGCGCCUCCUCGUUUGGGGAGGAACUAUCUGCUAAAGCGAACACGAGUCAGAUGGAGAGAGUCUGUACUGCAGGUUCAGCUGCUUUUCCUUCUGUGGGACCAGACGAUGAACCUGGGAAACGCAGAAGAGACUCUGAGGAGGGUAAAGUUACAGUGAGAACAGAGGCUGCAGUGCAUUGCGUUAAGUUUGAUAACGAUGUGGACGCUGUUAAAGAUGUUGACCAUAGUGAAGCGACCGUCUGUGUGGACAUAAAAACAGCCUGUGAAGGAACUGAGACUCCUGCCUUUGAUCAUAAACAUGCUGAAUUUCUGCCUGCUCAGCAGUCUUGUUCUGACGCUGAUGUGAAGCCAGAUUUCUUCAUAAUUGAACCCAGACCAGCAGAAGAAUUAGACCGACAGCUGGAGUGUCAACAAAAAGGCACGGAUGAACCCGUCGGCACACGACACGGACUCCAGUACAGAGACGGACAUAGUCCUUCUUCUGAAAAACGUUUUUUAGGUUUCGUUGGCUCGUUCAGCAGCACAAGCAGAGAUCACUUAUCUUGGACGUGUGACCAGCAGCGUGGUCCUAAUGGUGGCCCUCAAACUCUGCGUGGAGAUGCUCCAUGGAGCUGCCGUCUGUGUGGGAAGAGCUUCAGCCACAUGAAGCAGCUGAAGCUCCAUGAGCGAGUCCAUACGGAGGAGAAGGUCUACCGCUGCGGCCGCUGUGGACGACAGUUUCCCCAGCUUUGCAGACUGAAACGGCACGAGAGGGUCCACACCGGAGAAAAACCAUUCCGCUGCGCCAAAUGUGGAAAACAUUUUGCGCACGCCAACAACCUGAAGGUCCACCAGAGCGUUCACACCGGAGAGAGACGAUUCAGCUGUGCUCAGUGCGGGAAGAGUUUCUCUUUCCUCAGCAAUCUUAUACGUCAUAAAGCAGUUCACACUGGAAAAUGACAGGCUUUAAAAAACUGAACACGCCUCCAUUUAGUACUGGUUUUACCACAACCUCAUCGAAAGUCCUGCAUAAUUAAACGGUUAAGAUGUAAACAGGGUGGUUCAGAGUGGUUUGGUGUGAAACGCUCUG